UGGUGAACUAACAACUUCCACAGAAACCAAAGUCAUCUGAUCUCUAUGGCUAUGAAAUUUACUGAAACCCUCCUACUCUUCUUUGCCCUCAGUAUAUUCAAUGGAGUUUCAAUAUAUGGCUGCAAAGAAGGAGAAAGGAAAACACUUCUCGAGUUCAAAGAAGGACUUAAAGAUCGCGGUGGACGUCUAUCAUCUUGGAUUGGGCAAGACUGCUGCAUUUGGAGAGGAGUUCAAUGUGAUAACCAGACUGGGCAUGUUGUGCAACUUGAUCUUGGGAACAAAAGGCUUCUGCAUGAUGUGUACGGUUAUGGCCCACAAGCUCUUCCACUGGAAGGUGAGAUCAGCCACGCUUUGCUUGGCUUGAAACAACUGCAAUACUUGGACCUCAGCAUGAACUUCUUUGGAGGUAUUCAAAUCCCUACCUUCUUUGGUUCACUGCAACAGCUCCGUUAUCUUGAUCUUUCUUGUGCUGGCUUUGGUGGACUAAUUCCUGAUCAGCUUGGCAAUCUCUCAAGCUUGCAUCACCUUGAUCUCUCUAGUGUUUUCUAUAUGCCAUGCAACAAUCUCCAUUUAGUCAAAAGUCAUUGGUUCUCAAAUCUUUCAUCUCUUCAGUACCUUAACUUGAAUUUUGUUGAUCUCUCCAAAGCACCUGAUUGGCUGGAAUCAAUAAACACCCUCCCAUUAAUCUCAGAAAUAAAUUUAUCCAACUGCACUCUUGAGCUUCCUCUUUCUCUUGCACAAGUUAAUCUUACAAAGCUUCAAGUUCUUGAUCUCUCAAGUAACAAUCUUCAUUCUGUGGUCCCGCCUUGGUUGUUCAAGUUAAGCAGCCUUGAGAGUCUAGAUUUGAGUGUCAAUGCUUUCAAAGAGCUUGUCCCUAGUGCUAUUGGGAAUUUAACAUCUCUGAGAGUCCUCAGCUUUGCCAACAAUAGAGUCCUAGAAGGUGGAGUGCCACUGAGCUUAGGAAACCUCUGCAUGUUGACCUCAUUGGAUCUUUCAGGGAAUAAAUAUCUGAAAGGUGAUUUGAAUGAACUUGGAGAAGUGUUUUCAGGUUGCAUCAAAGAUAGCUUGGAAAUACUGAGUUGGGUGUGCAGUGAACUCACGGGACAAUUUCCAGAUUGGCUUGGAAAUCUCGAGUCUCUCAAGAUGCUCAAUCUCUAUUACAACUCUUUUUAUGGGCCCUUCCUUCAGUUCGGACUUCAUUCUUUGAAAAAAUUGGACAUUUCUCGAAAUACGUUGAACGGAAGUGUCCCAGUAAAUUUGGGUCAACUAUAUCCAAAACUUGAAUUUUUGGAUUUUGCUUAUAAUAAUUUGACAGGUGUUUUGACUGAAACUCACUUUGCAGGUCUUGCAAAACUUCGACAUCUAGGCUUUUCUGCUAAUGAAUUCAGGGUCGAUAUUAGUUCACAAUGGGUGCCUCCUCUUGGCUUGAGGAUGCUUCUGAUGUGGAACAGUAAUUUAGGACCAGGAUUUCCUUCAUGGAUUCAAAAGUUGGAGAAUCUCUCUGCUGCUAUUUUUUCUAAUGCUGGAAUUUCUGACACUUUGCCAGACUGGUUUUGGAACUUCUCAGCAAAUCUUCAACUUGUAGAUUUAUCAUAUAAUGAUAUCAGCGGCAAGCUUCCUGCUUCAUUAGAGCAUCUCUCCAAUCUUCUGUAUGUUGAUCUAAGUGGAAACUCAUUUGAAGGAACAGUGUCACAAUUUCCUGCAAAUUUAGAGUACUUGCUUCUUUUGUCCAACAAGAUAACAGGAAUGAUCCCAGAAUCAUUAUGUUAUCUGAAGAAGCUGAUAGUUCUUGAUCUCUCCAAAAAUCAACUUAUUGGUGGCAUUCCUGAUUGCUGGAAUCCUUCUCUACACCCCAGAUUAUCUACUUUAGAUUUAUCAGACAAUCAAUUAUCUGGAGGUAUUCCUACAACCAUUUGUUCUUCAUCUUUGGUUUAUUUGCAUUUGAGCAACAAUGAUUUGUCGGGAGAGCUCCCUUUAUCUUUGAGAAAUUGCAGUGCAUUGAGAACUCUUGAUUUUGGCCAGAAUAAGAUAAGUGGAAUCAUACCUACUUGGCUUGCAAAAAGCUUAUUGAACUUGGAGGUUCUUCGACUCCGAUAUAACAUGCUUGUUGGUGAUAUUCCUCCUGAGUUGGGUAACCUUACUAAUCUUCGUGUCAUAGACUUUGCAUAUAAUCAUUUGUCAGGAACCAUACCACGCAACCUCGGCGAUCUUAGAGCCAUGAAGUUUGCUCGUACAAUAUUCUAUAACAUGAAGGUUGCACUUUCUGUGUAUGAUAAAAUCUCCUUUGAUUAUAUUGACAACUUGGAAAUUCUUUACUUGGUGUCAAGUAAACUCAUUAUGGGCUACAUGGAUAAUGUCAAUGUGAAUUUGAAAGGGAGGGAUGUUCAAUAUGAUAAGCUGCUGCCACUUCUCAUAUCAUUGGACCUCUCAAGUAAUGAGUUAUCAGGGGAGAUUCCUGAAGAACUAAUAUAUCUUUCUUAUUUGCAAAGUCUGAAUUUAUCUGGAAACCAUUUGACCGGAAAAAUCCCAGAAAAGGUGGGCAUGUUAUUGAGGUUAGAAUCACUUGAUUUAUCAAAGAAUGGUCUUUCGGGGUCUAUUCCCACAACAAUGAUCAUGCUUUCUUUCUUAAGCCAUCUGAACCUCUCAUAUAACAACUUAUCUGGAAGAAUUCCACAUAGCGGGCAGUUUCUCUCACUUCCAGAUCCUUCUAUCUAUUUUGGCAACUAUGCUCUUUGUGGUUUUCCAUUGGAUAAUUACUGUGAAAAUAUUGAUGAACCAUCAUCCGCUGUAGGGUACCAUAAAGAUGAAUAUGAGCAAGAGAUGAUUGGGUUCUAUGGGAGCAUUGCAAUGGGAUACAUUUUAGGUUUUUGGCUUCUCUGGGCUGUGCUGCUGCUCAACAAGAAAUGGCGAUGCACUUAUUUUCAAUUUGUUGACUAUUUGUUGUAUGUUAUUUUCAAGCGUCUUUGAAGUGAGGAACUAGUGAUGUGCAAGUGUAUAAAUAUCCAACCAAUGCCUCCAAGUCCAAGAUUGCAAUAAUGUAUAUCUAGGUGGUGGUGUGCUUACUGUCCCUGUCAGUUGUAUAUAUAAAUAAUGUUAAGAGUGUAUAAUGUGCUACUAGGUGUGUUGACUAGUCAUAGUCAACAAGUCCACUUGUACAUUAUUAUAAUGUAUGUCUAGAAGUUUGUGCAGGGGCCGCCCUUGUAGAAAAA
Messenger RNA from Dioscorea cayenensis subsp. rotundata (Guinea yam), 3209 nucleotides. RefSeq names its product receptor-like protein EIX2. The transcript has a single exon. Gene Ontology annotation, molecular function: protein binding. The record is from RefSeq and is a predicted model, not a curated record. The coding region runs from base 46 to 2967 and encodes 973 amino acids. Lineage: Eukaryota; Viridiplantae; Streptophyta; Magnoliopsida; Dioscoreales; Dioscoreaceae.